This is a messenger RNA of Mya arenaria, 1749 nucleotides long. Its product is annotated as MAM and LDL-receptor class A domain-containing protein 1-like. Bases 1 to 1665 code for a protein of 554 amino acids. Lineage: Eukaryota; Metazoa; Mollusca; Bivalvia; Myida; Myidae. The transcript is spliced from 10 exons. The record is from RefSeq and is a predicted model, not a curated record. Gene Ontology annotation, cellular component: membrane.
AUGGAAGAUAAUAACGAGGACCAGCUAUGCUUAGUUGUUAACUGUCCAAUCAAUGGUUACUGGUCGGAUUGGGCUGCAUGGGGCGCGUGUGACGUCACCUGUGGAAACGGAACAAUGACAAGAAGUCGAUCAUGUGACAAUCCUCAGCCCGAAUUUGGAGGAGAGGACUGCGUCGGAAAUGCAACUGACGUAACAGAAUGCCCAGACACGUGUUGUCCAGUUACUUCGGCUGGACCUGGCUCUACAGCAACAACAUCUGCAUCAGGUGCACCCACUUCUUCCUUGCCCUCACCCUCGUCUGGUACUGACUCUGCUGCUUCGACCAUAGCUUCAACAGCGGUAUCAUCUGCCACUGGCGGUUUGACUGAUACGACAAUAGUGGCAGCGACAACAAAGACAUCUACGACAACCGUAGCAACAACAACGCCUGCAGGGUUUCAGCCUUUAGUUGACUGCGAUUUUGAAGACAACACGUUGUGUACGUCCUGGCAUAACGCCCAGGGCGCGGACGAUUUUGAUUGGACCCUUCAUGAACAACAAACGGCAACCGACGGAACAGGGCCACAAAACGAUCAUACAUUUGGCAACAGCUCUGGAACAUAUAUCUAUAUUGAAUCCAGUUCACCCCGUCAAACCAAUGAGAAAGCCUGGUUAGAGAGCCAGUUGAUUGCUGCAAGGCACCCUCUUUGUUUAUCGUUCUGGUUUUCUAUGUACGGAUCUAGUAUUGGUCAACUUAACAUUUACGAGUACGAUGGGUCUCAACGUCCCGGAAAAAUAGCGUGGUCUUUAGAUGGAAACCAAGGAAAUAAGUGGCAGCAAGCUAAUGUUCCAUUAACAUCGAACGUCAUCUUCUCAGUAAUUAUUGAGGCUACCGUUGGCAACGGCUACCUUGGUGAUGUAGCAAUUGACGACAUAUCAUUAGAUGACCGUCAAUGUAACAUGCUACCAGAGUCAGCAAAACCAUCGGUUUAUACGACAAUGUCACACACGACAGUACCACAUACUUCACAACAACAGACAUACUCAUCUACAACACCCGUAACGCAUUUAUCCGGAUGGUCUGCUUGGUUCCACGGUCCAUGUUCGGUAACCUGCGGUACAGGGAUCCAAACCAGACUACGUCAUUGUAACACGGGACACGUGGUGGAUUGCCCGGGCAAUAAAACGGAAACAAUCGCCUGUCAAAUGAAGCCUUGUCCAGCGUGGUCGAGCUGGUUUAACUUGCCAUGCUCAACAACGUGCGGCAAUGGAACUCGAACCCGAUUACGCCACUGCAGCAGCGGACACGUGGAUGACUGUUCCGGCAAAAACACGGACAAUGUCACAUGCAACAUGACUCCGUGUAUAGUUCAUGGCGGAUGGAGUAAUUGGUCAGCUUGGUCGCAGUGCGAUGUUACAUGUGAGAACGGCCACGUCCAGCGCAUGCGCACAUGUACUAACCCUGCACCUGCAUAUGGAGGAGACGCCUGCGGAGGAAACAGCUUCGAGAUGCUUCAAUGUUCAUUGCCUACAUGUCCAUCAUGGUCGGCAUGGUUUGAUGGGGACUGCUCUGUUACGUGCGGUGUCGGAACAAUGUCUCGACUAAGGUUUUGCUCCUCUGGUCACGAUGAGGACUGUUUAGGUAGUCCCUUUGACUCGUAUUCCUGCACAAAGCCGGGCUGCUGAAACCUGAUUACAUUUUUUGUUUGCAUGUAUAAUUGGUAUUGGUACAUCUAAAUCUAGAAUUAAACUCCCAAAUAUGCAUUUUAA